AUGGAAAUGACAACGAUUGUGUUCAAAUGGACGCGUGCCCUUUCUCGCGAAGGUUUUGUGACUUCGAACUUAUACUUUUCAGAAUUGGCCGAAUCGCUUUAUUACGUAGAGCGAACUGUACGACCACAUUACAUCGUAGUUAUAUCCGAUUACAAUGGGUUUAAUGAAUUUUCUUUAGCAACUAGUACCUUCGACAUGUCCUUUGCUGCAUGGCUAGUGAUAUUCAUUUACAAGAAACAUGGAUUUGAUUUUUGUCACAGUCCGCCAGGUAAUAUAUUUAAUUUAAGAUUCAACUCGGAAAUGUUGGUCCGUUGCGGUACAGAAAAUAUUUUACGAGAUUGGUAUUCGAUCGAUCCGAAUCGUACCGAGAUCGACGAUGUAGCAACAUGGAGCUUAGAAAAAGGAAUAACCAGAAUAUUACCUACUUCACUUCAUGAUAGAAGAUAUAAUUUACAUGGUCUGAUCAUGAGAGCUGUUAUAGUUAAGAAUUCACUAUACGUAAAUGUAAACAAGGACGGCCAAUUGGACGGUAUGUUUGGUAUAAUAUUAAAAGAACUUUGUAUGACUCUAAAUUUUAGUUUGAACGUUGUCUCGGAAGUUGACGAGUAUGGUAUAUGGAAUUCAAAAAAAAAUACAUGGUCAGGAGCAAUCGGGGAAUUAUAUGCUGGACGUGCUGACAUUUCUAUUUCAGAUUUUUCUAUUACCAGUGCAAGAUUCAAUGUCGUUGACUUCACUCUUCCUCUGUUACUUUCAAAAAGUUAUCUUUACAUUCAAAAACCGCAGAUAUAUGCGAUCAAAUGGACGUCUUAUUUUCUCGUACGAUAAAUUGCAAUGAAAUUUUAAUAUUUCUUAACUUUUUUCAUAGUUCAAUUGUCGCGAA
Vespa mandarinia (Asian giant hornet) is the source of this 880-nucleotide messenger RNA. RefSeq names its product glutamate receptor 1-like. Gene Ontology annotation, molecular function: ligand-gated monoatomic ion channel activity. NCBI's taxonomy places the organism in Eukaryota, Metazoa, Arthropoda, Insecta, Hymenoptera, Vespidae. Gene Ontology annotation, cellular component: membrane. The record is from RefSeq and is a predicted model, not a curated record.